CAGAGGAGUGACUACAGCUCAGAUACUUUACAUGUACUGUACACUGAACUGAAUGGUUAACAAAUGCUCAGAUGCUUACCUCAUGAAUAUCUCAUGAAUUAUACUUUCACGACUCCCAAACAAAAACUAUGUGAACGCAUCUACAUUUCACUAUCACCUAACUAGAAGAAAGCCUAACAAGCAAGGAUGAGAACGUUACUUAAAUCAGUUUUUCACAAUGAAUUUGCCCAAACCUACUCUCUGUUGGCCAAACAGUAGUCAGCUGGUAAAACUGGUGAUGUAUGACUAAUUCUUAAAACCAAUUUCUAAAACUGAUUCAUUCUUCUGAUUGAAUUUUGUACAAAAGAUAAAGUGAAGAAGUUUGUUUCUAUCAAGAAAGAAACUGAGAAAACACUACACCCUGAGGUUACUAAAAACAUACUCUUCUAAAAAUAGAAAAAAAAGAAAGACUGACGCCCAACAUACCUUGCAGUUUAUCUGGAUUAAAGAUUUCCACAGCUAAACACAAAUAUUGAGAAACUCUCUUAGGUGAUGUGCAACAGACAUCCGGGUGGUGGACAACUUUCAGGAAUCAGUAUUUUUGGUGCUCAUCCUCCAAUAUGCAGUGUUUUAGGUCGUGUAUGGUUGAUAAUUCAUACUGCAACAAUACUCCACUUGCCAGCGAGGCCAAAACUUUCUCUCUGCAGUGUCAAAGUGAAAACUACUGUGUCUGAUUGACCAGAAAAGUGAGACCUCUGCUCUGCUAAAUACCACAGUGCAAUGAAAAAAUAAAGGAGAAGGAAUUUAAUGGCCACUGCAUAAUCUUUAAAUCCUAAAGUUUAAUAAAUGACUGGAAAAAACUGCAUUCAGAUGGUUCAUCUGAUAGCUUAACACAAACACGUUAUGUGUUGUUCUCUAUUCUGCGGUGUCUUUGUCUUGACUAACCAGUCACAGACGCUGCCUCUCCCUGUCUUUCUCAAUGAUACAGUGAGCUGAGAAGGAGAUGUAAAGACCAAGACCGUAAACCCACUACUAAAAUCACAGCAGAUAUUUUAACCAUAUAACCUGUCCUAACAGUGAGAGCUCAGCGAUUAAAGUUUUGAAGUAAACAGGAGGACUCUUCUCUGAUCUUUAAACUAACACAUGUGACCCUGCAGGUUUUCUGGUUAGCCUUUGUGCUUUCCUCUCCAAAAAUGGCACACAUCAAAACCAGAGAGAGCUUUUUUUAAUACUGACAAAAAAAAAACAAAAUUACAAAACUAAUGUGAAAAUUUCAUAAAAUAAAUAAAGAUAGAAUAAAAAUUUCCUCCCCCAAGGGACUUUUGUAUUUCUGUCAAGUAAUCAGAAACUAUUAUAAGCUAGAAUUUGAGGUUAAAUAAGAAACGGCAGUUUUCCAAUGCAUUCCCAUGCAAAUAAAAAUCUAAUAGACAUGGUUAUCUUAGCCAGUAACAUGUUAUAUAUGGAUUUAAAUGGAAAGACAAAAGUUUUACAUCAUAUUAAAGAUUUUAGAAACCAGCUAAUAUUGCCAUCAGUGCUAAACUGCAGUAUCUUCUCACUGCAACAGAAUUCAAAUCAAAACACUUGUUAGCACACUUGACUUGGACAUACUUGAGGGUAGGGCUGGGCGAUAAUACAAUAACGGUAUAUAUAUCGAAAAUUUAGUUCCCUCAAUAUCAAUGUAAAACAUGGUCAAUAUCCUUUUCGAUAGUCGGCAUUCUGCCAUGUUUUGGUAAACUAUACGAUUAGCCAAUGAAAAGGGGAGUUGCUCAGGGUGAGCUUCAUGCUCAACCAAUCAUGUGCUGAAUUAGAUCCAAGUAGCCGACAACUGCAUAGUAGCAGGCUGCAGCUACACACAACCAUAGCACUUUAACACUUGAAGCCAGCAGCACUGUCUGUGAGAAAAAAAGAAAAAGACUGCUACCCCCAGCAGAAAUGCAGAUGAAGGCUCAACAGAUGACGACAUCGUCAACAACACUGGCACUAAAACAUAAGUGGUGUGGAGGUAUUUUAUUUUUUUGAGGUCGGACAUGAAGCAGAGUAAUGUGCACUGCAAAUUAUGCCGAGUACAUGUUCUCGCAAAGUCGGUGAGUACCUCAAAUCUUUUUCACCACCUGAAGCAGUGCCACAGAGACCUCACAGAUGCAGUAGCUUAUUAUAUUGCAAAAGACAUGCUACCAAUAAGCACUGUUAAAUUUCAUUUUUUAUAUCGUGGUAUAAAUCAAUACCGACUGAUAUGAAAAAAAUAUAUUGUGAGUUGGAGUUUGUUGGAGUUUAUCUUCGCAGUCUUCCUCUGGCUGCUCAGAGCACAGAGCUGCACACAGCCAAAAGCUUCCGGUUGUCUCUCCUUGAAAUCCAAUAAGACAAAAAUGUUGGCAACUGCUCAGGAUCAAUCACUGAAAAUUGAGGCUGAAAAACAACAUCAGCCUGACAGUCUAAUUGAUGAACAGCUGAUCUGAGCAAAGACCACAAGCCUUAUAAAAGACACAGAAAAUACAAGCGAAAUGCAACAUUCAUGUAAAGGCCAAAAGCUGUGAUGUGCAAAUUAGUCGAGUAAAUCAAAAUCUACUUUGAACAACUUUCUAGAAAUAUGUAAAAAUACUGCAAAUGCCAGGAUUGUAUUCUGCUUUGUCUAGCCUAAUGGUCAUUCUUUGUACUGCUGAUAGAAUCAACACUCUGACAGUGUCCCAAGAAAAAUGUUGACAUAUUGCAGCAAGGAAAAUCCAAAUGAAGCAUCAAAAUGAUCCGUGUGAUUCAAAUUAGAAACUCCAGCCUCAGUGGACAACAAGCACAAAGGGAUGUUUGUCAUCAGAAAGGUCAUUUACGAACACAAAACUCGACUCCACUACCCUGACAGCUCCUGUAAAGCACCAGUCCUCCUUUUAAUCCUCUUACAGUACUUCAAAUUUUUAACUAAAACAAAAACCAAAGUUUGUGACAAAAAACUGAACAUAAAGUGGAAGAUACAAAGACUUUAAAAAGGGAAAUCUGACUUGACAUUGGAGCCUUUAAAGCCUAAAACACCGGUGAUUGAGCCGGCUGAUAUCUAACAGGUGAAAGUGACAAAGAAAAACAUUAACAUGGAUGGAGGAACAGAUGGUGCCAGAUUACAGCUGCUGUGGGUGCUUGCUUGAAAGUGGGGAAAUAAAAUGGACUUCAGGGCCUGUUGUUUUGAGAGUGUGACUAUAAAAAGAGAACUCUUUGGUUCCCAUGAUGGCAUUAAAACGGAACAACUAAGACAGAUGAAAUCUGACUUCUGGCAGGUUAAACUUAGUCCUGCAACUUGUUUAUGAAACCAAGAGUUUGUGUACUUGUUUUUUUAUAUUAAAUGUAUGUAUCUUUUACUGCUGUGCUUAAAGUUUCAGCAUCUCUAAAUGACUAAAAAUUGACUUUGCAGUAUGUUUUUGGAGAUUGUUGACACGUCCACCUGUCUUACGGCGUUGUUUGGGCAGUUUUAAGCUUAAAAAGCUUGACUAAAGCUAUGUGCUAACCUAACUGUAGGUGCAUCAGUUGCACACACUGAGCAAAAAAUAGUCAUCUGUGGAAAGGGUAAACCUUAAAAGCAUAUGCAACACACAGGAAACCUACUCUAUCAAAGAGGAACUAUGAUCACAAGACAAGUUGUUCCAGACAAACAAUCACAGAGGCAGUUGCACAAAAGAACCGUUAGGAUGAAGCACCUUUCUAUAACAUCCAUGAGCUUCACCAACUUUUACUCCAGGGCAACAUCUGUUAAUAUACGAAGCAUGCUGUGCCUUUCCUUUUUGCAAUAACUUUCAUCUUGAGGCGAAACAAAAAUGCAGACAUCAGGAAAUGACACAUCUGCAGGAGGUCGAAGACUGUUUGAACUAAAGGGAAAUUAGGCCAGGGCAGCGCCUUGUUUACCUGGCAUUCUCGUGAGUCGAACAAAUUUUAGUCACCCGCUUGUAUCCACAGAGGGAUAAAGCUUUGCUGCCAGCUGAUCAAAUAAAAUGAGUUUUUGAAAAAGAAUAUUUCAAGAAUGUCAAGUUAAUUCAAUGCACUUGUCUGUGAAGCCAGUGUUAAAUAUAGAUAAGUACACAAACCUGUGGAGAAAAAGCAGACAGCUGGAGAUGCAGGCACAGACAGCAGGUGGGAAUACACUCAAAGAGUACUAAUGAUUGAUACACCCUCCUUUUUUAUCUGUAUUGAACAACUGGUCAUCUCCCAGUGUGAGUAAGCCUGCUCAGUUUUAACAUUUUUCACUACCUGUAAUUCCCAUUAUGAUGUUGUUGUUUUUUUUAAUUAAACACGAAGACUAUUGUGCCAUUAUAGAAAAAAAACAGCCAUGUUGAUAGAGUAUCUUGACUAGAACAGGUAUGGUGAGGACAGAGAGCAUGUGAUAGGCUGUCAAACGGGUGUGACCUACUUGUGGAUUGACUUUGUGACUAAAGAAUAAACCCAUGAGUCAACUUAUUAAACUAUUUAAUACAUGUAGUCUGCGGCCAAAUUACUCCUGUGUGCCCUCUAAAUUUAAUGCAUAGUUAUUUGACUACUUUCACAUAACUGACAACCCCAAAUAAACUAGCUCUAUACGUUAAGAAGCACAUGUUGUAAGAUUUUAUUUCCGCAGUAAAUCUGACAGGAGUAGACAUUUAGUUUCCAUGUAUUAAAAAGGCCUAUAUUCUUUAAAAAUUCCCCGCUUUGUUGUCUUAUCCUCAAAAGGAGGAUUUUAUUUGACUGUAAAAGUAGCAUAUGCUCCUCCAAACGGACACGCUCCGCAAAGUUAGCAAGUUUGCUAACUUUCUUAUAGCAGUUAAAAGUAGUUUGCAAACAUUUGUAGAAAGAACAUAUUCACCGAGAAAUGUUUCAUUAAAUCAUUUACCUUUCUCUGCAUCCUCCAUGGUCUCCUCAGGGCGUUGAUUCUUGUACUUUUAAUGUCCAGUAGUUCAGCAGGUUGCUCACUUGGCUGCAGCGGAUCUUCCUGCUCCCUCUCUCAUGUUGCCAGGCAGCCCGCCGUACGUCGGGGUGGGGUUGGCCGUGACGUCAGGACGCCGCAGUGUAAACACGGGCGAGCACGUGGUCGAAGUUUUUACACCGUCAACAACGUACAGCUGCGCGUCAACGACACGUCAUGAUUUGGCUCUACUGUAAAACACAAACGUGUGGAUCUGCCUCUCCUCUGCAUUUCAUGAUCAUGAGUUAAACCAAAGAACUAAAAGAAGUUAAAGUAUUAGAUCGUGGUGAUUAAAACUAUCACCUGAAUGAUGAAAAUUGCGAUUAUUAUAUGCAUUCUUUCAGAAAUUUAAAAACUCACUUUUACAGACUUGCUUUUAUCUUUUUUCUUUUCUCUUUUUACUGUUAUCUUUUAUCUCUUCUACCUCUAUCUUAUUUGGACUUUUAUGUUUACGCAUACAAUGUCACUAUUUGUGUUGUUUAUAGUGUAAAUACUUGUACUAUAUUUUUACUUAUUUUAUCUAUUUAUCGCAACAUUUUUACUUAUUUUUUAUCUUCCAUUUUAUCUAUUACUUAUCUCCUCUUUUACUGUUUUUACUGUUUUUACUUUUACUGUAUUUGUACUGGAGUACUGUAACGAAAGCAAUUUCCCCCUGGGGAUUAUUAAAGUAUUUCUGAUUCUGAUCAUGACUUACUGUCCUUUAGCCUUUGUUUCACUAAUAAUCUUUUCUUAUAAAACCUUUUAUUGAAUUUAUUCCAUUUUAUUAUUAAUAUUACCAUCAUUAUGAUUUUUUAUCAUUAUUAAUAUCAUCUUUUUAUAUUUACUGUCCUGUUUACUGCUUUCAACCCCCCUUUUUUAUAACAUUUCUUUUUCCUACCUAUUUUAUGUUUUUAUUUUGGUCCUCAUGGUCUCAUUUUAUGUUGUAGGGUUCUUGUAUUGUCUGGGUUUCUUAUGAGAAAUGAAAUUGGCCUUUAAUUCGCAGGCCUUGUUUUUCACUGAGCUUUUGUUUUUAUUUCCAUGUGACCUUCUCUGCUUUACGACUGUUGUCAAAGCACUUUGUAAACUUGUGUUUUUAAAAUUGCUAUAAAAAUAAAGUUAUUAAAAAAAACAAUUAUUAUUUUUUGUGAAGAUACAGUUUUAUUUUACUCAUAUAUGUAAGACUGCAUUGAAAUGUACUUCUUUUUCUAGGGGACAGAACCAGAGUAUAUCAUAACAAAUACUCAUAUUCUUCUUUAUUACAGGCCUUGUAUCCAAUAUGCAAGUCUACAUUAUAACCAGACAACAACAUAAAACAUUUUUCAGUCGAGAUAGGACUCGCAUAUCACAUGUAAUGCUGUCAGAUGAAGCAUUUCCAUGCCUUUAGAAGCAUCGGUUUACUUGUUGAUUUGGUAAAAUUACACAGGUUCACAUUUGGUCAGUUGGCUAAUUAGUCAUGUAGUAGGUAUUCAUUUCAAGUUUUGUUUCAGUUGAUGCUAAUGAUUUAUCUUUGAAAUAGUGUUGAUCAAACCAUAGAGUUUGAUUUAUAGAAAAGGGGAAAAAAAGGAAAUGUGAUGCUAUUUUGGGAGGUUUGCACUGUCAGCAUAAGUGAAUGAACUAGUGGUGUAAUCAUCUUACCUAGAGGGAAAAAAGGUCUGUUUACACAUAACCGUAAGAGUGACAGAAAACCAUGCAAUCACUGAUGCCUACAAGCCUCACUCACUCACUUCAUACCAAAUAUAAACGUGUUAAUAUUUGCUUGCCUAUCAGUUAUUACAAGGCAUAAAAUCACAUGAAAACCCAGUGGCUCUGUCAAGUCCACAGUUAGUGCUUGGAUGAGCUGGGGGCACUAAAAAGAUUCAGGGCAUGCAUUAUUCCUGCCUUGGGAAUUUAGUGAUUACAGCUGGAUACACAAUCCCCAAGUUAUUGCAAGCAAACCUUGGGUUAAACCCCACUCUUGUUCACACACUGUGUGUUAAGCCCUUAAUUUGACGGAGCUGAAACUGUACACCUAACUAUGUGAAACAUCACACACACAUACACACACAUAGUGAGAGGGGGUGGGAGAUAGACGUUCACAUGAAAGAGUGCCACCUGCUGGACAUAAUCGUGAUGACAGGGAACAGAUGAUAUGAGACACAUGUUGAUAUAUUGGAAUAUCAUACUUUAAACUUCGACAUCUAUGUGGUCUCAAAUCCAAAUGACUACAAACCACAAGGCUUCAGCAUAUGUUAAAAUGUAGAAGUUUAGUCAUUUAUAAGUAGCCUACAUAUUUAUCCAAAAAGCACCUGUCAAAGGAAUUUUCAGCUUUUAUCAGGUAUUAGUAAAUCAAAAAGAUUUGUACUUAUAAUUUGUACCUGAAUUUAAUCCCACGGAUUGUAAUCUAUACUAUGUAUGUCACUAACAUCACUGUUUACACACGUAUAACUAACUUUAACUCUUUUAUAGCCUACAUUUAUAGGCUUUGUAAGCUGCAACAUAAAUCAUUUUAACUGAAAAUGUUUGAAUUAAAAAAAUAUACUUUAAAUAGUAAAGAAAUUAAGAUUUAAAAGUGCUGUCCGAGACAUAAUACUAUCGGAAUAUUACAGUAACCACAUGUAGCACAGGGAUAAGUGGGGCACACAAGUUAGUAUUUAGGGCAGGGAAGACGAGACAAGCCUUAAAAUAUAAAGCAUGCGGAAAACAUGGUUGCAGCCCUUAAAACACAGAGAGAGAGAGACAGAGAGAGAGAGACCCCUCGCUGAUCAACAGCACCCCCAUCUUCCUUUAAAAGCCGCCCCCUCCCUCUCCAACCCCCCCUUUCUCUGCUCGAGGUGCAUUGUGGGGAGGAAAGUCGUUGCCAUUCGACCUCUGCGGGGCCUGCGCGGACGCAGCGAGAACCCUGAAAUUCAUUAUGCGUUUAAAACCUUUAUUUAUUUCCGCAUAACCUACAUACUCUCACCGGGAGGGCCAAAGCGGAGAAACAGAACGACGACCAGGCCAUCUCUUUCGGGAAAUACAGCCUCUACAAUCACGUUAUAUUCCAGUCGGAGAGAGAUAGUGUUGAGAAAGUGAAGAUUCUGAUAUAUAUUAAGAAAAAUGUCCGGUGAGAGAAACCGCAGGUCGCUGGCUUUCCGAGGGGGUGGAUUAGCUGGGUUAACGGGUUCCAGCGGUAUCGGUGGGGGGAACUGUAACAGCUGGGAGGCCCCGGCCUGUCAAGACCGACAAUUUAACGGGAACAGGCCGGAUCAGGAGGAGGACAGGGAUCUGGGGGCAAAAGGAUCAGCGCUGAAGAGAGUGGAGGGCGCUGGGUCUGUCAGCGAUAGCACGGAACCCGAGGCGGAGGAAGAAGAGGACCCGGAAGGGGGCAGCUGGGCAGCGGGGGACGGCGACGAUCGCGUCUGCUGCUCGGGAGAAGGGGAGGACGGGUCCAGGGAAGGGAACAGCUUGACAGCGGGGAACGGUCCGAGCAACGCCGACGGUCAGGAGACGGGAAGCGGCGGCGGUGCGACUGGAGGCGAGACGGGCUCCAAGAAAUCUGGCGUGGAGAUGAGACCGCAGACGCUGCUUCAGAAACACUCACUAUUCCACGCGUCGUGGUUGCAAGAAUUUCCAUGGCUUAAAUUCUGUCAGGAGACGGGACUCAUGUCUUGUUCUUGGUGUCACAACAUUGCCACUAAAAACAGCGACGAGCUUGUUAAAGGCAGUCGCAACUACAAACGGGCCUUGCUGCUGAGACAUCACCUGUCUUCUGAGCACGGGAGGAAUGACCCAACCAAACAGGUAACGUUACCUACAGCCCCGUGACGGUUACCUACGUAGCGUCAAAUACCCACCACACACUCUCACAACGUGUUUCAUUUACUCUUUAUUUUGUCUCCUGUAAGAGUUUUGAUAACUUUUGAACCCCAGAGAAAGCGAAAAUAGGCCAUUAACUAAGCUUCACAAUCCCUUCUUCCUUCUGGCUGAUUAGCUAGCAUCAGCCUGCUAACCUGAGCUAACGGCUAGCUUAGCCAAGUAGCCGCUUGUAGCUCUGCUGUCUCCCCGGAGGUGGGUGGCCAGUGACGGCUGUGGAAAGCCCCCUUUUUCUAUGCUAAUGUGUACCAGCCAAGAAACACGCUCUGAAAUACUUUUUUGUGUGCGUUACACUUAUAUGUUUGUACAACUUUUGUUUCUGUGCCCUCACUCUAACCCUACAGUCAGGUAUGACACCUGCCACCUACUUCAACACCGGAGGCUGUGUCUUUGUGAGGGAAUUACCUUUAUGUCACGAAUGACUAUUAACCAUUUUGUCCCAUCAAAAAGUCACUGACAAUAACAGCGCUGUUUUUAACACACCUUUAUUUAGAUUUACCCUUUAUUGCUCGCGCAGCUGUCUAGAUUGCUAGCUUGCUAGAGGUCACACAAUGGCAAGAAAACUCGACCCUAUCAGCCUUUGGGGAACCGCACCCCUUCCCAACCCCCUCCUCCUCCUGGCCUCUCAGGCAGUUCUGCUGGCUCGCAGUCCCGGGUGACCUCUGGCGCAUUUCUUCCUCCUCCACCUCCUCCUCUUUGGGGAGCUAAAUUAGAGGCAUUGUGUUAGAAUGACCCCCCAAAAUCCAUACUUGGUGUCACUUGUGGGGCUGGACAGGAGCAGUAGGAGGAGGAGGAGAGUAAAUCAUGCUGCCUGGAGCUUGACAGCUUGCCUGGCCUAAAUGCAGCCUUUUGAAUAGGCAUGAAGGAAUAAAAUAGAUGUCAGUUGAUGGAAUGACACAGCAUCACCUGACCCUGUCCUCCACAUAUUUCUAGAUUAAUGGGCUCCAGUGUUAUAGCUUUGGGGCACAUGUAAGGACGGAUGCCCCAUCCUGAAUGAACAAGGAAACGAACAGUCCUAAGCUUGAGAUGGGUAGGGAGACACUGACUGUGUCACCAUACUCCAUCCCAUUUAUUCCAACUGUGUUCCAACUGUGAUAAGUACAAGGCCUUUUAUUGGGUCAUUACUUUUGUUGCCGUGUAUGGUCCUCCUUUUUUCUACAUUCUUUUAGACACCCAGUAAAACAGUAAUGAGCACUACCUAACACAGCGCUUAUUCUUCAUCUACCUUUAAAUGUUAAGAUAAAGUUCUGUUCCUUGUCUAUUUACUCUUCCGACCUGCUUUCCUGACAAUGGUCUGGGCUGUCAGGGGAAUUGAGAGUGGGUGCUAUUUGACUCUAAUUUGUGCGAGAAGAGGAUUGGGCUACUACAUUUAGUUCCUCCCUUAGCACACGCAAUCACUAAUCAGAAUGACUUAAAGUGAUCCACUAACUUGUAUCUCUAAUUGGUAAGGAAAGCAGUAGGAGUGGAUUAGGGGCUUGGUGUGGCUUUUCCCUAGCAACAAGGACCCCAGACACUGUACUUAGAGGUUAUCCAGGCCAUUUCCUUAUGAACAGAGAACAGAGACGAGAACAAACAGUUCCAUUCCUGCGUUAUUGGAAAUGAAAAUAAGAUGGUUUCUGCUCUCUGUAUAUAUGUUUCAUGUUCCCCAGAUAAUGCUGUUUCUUAUAAAACUAUGAUCUUCAUCCUUACAGUGCUGUAGAAAUAACAACUCACUCUGUAUGUUAAGUACAGCAACAUUGGGAAGCACUACAUUAAAGGAGGAGUUAUGGUGUUACGAGGCAACCUCUCGUCCUAUUCACCCAUUCCUGACGUUAGUCAGGCCUCCGCUGCAUUCGUUAAAGCUAACUCAAUUAGCCAUAGCACACCAGGCAGCUAUGGUGAAUGUGGGUCUCCUUGGAGAAGGGGUCCAUUGUUCUUUAUUAUCGAGAUGCUGUCUUGAGCUCAGAUUGCUGCUUUUGCUUGCUGGCAAAGGUAAAGAUGAACAGUAGUAGGAUGCACAGCUCCCUUAAAUUGAGUUAAUGAUUUAAUGUUGACAUUUUUUGCCUUUUUUCAUAAAUUUAUAAAAGGUCGUAAUUAUAGCCCACUGAGGGGGUCAUAGAGUAAUCCUUUGGAGUCAUUGUAUACAGCCAAUCCUUUCCACAUCUGUGCUUAAAACAUGUCACAAUUCAAAGUUAUGUUUCAGUGUUAGAUUAUAUGUAGAAAGAGCUCACUCCACAUCCAGCCUUGGCCUAUUUUCUCUCACCCACUGCUCCUUUUCUGUCUCUUUCUCAUCCAUUCCUUAUUUGCACCCCUGUUGAAAAUGUAGUUCCUUCCUAAGAUGUAAACACCUGUUCAGCAAGCCUUCGCAAUUUCCAAACUAUAUUCCUCCCAGGCCAGGGUGAGUCUAAAGAAAUUACUAGACGUGGCACUUCACCUUGUUAAAUUUGACAACCUACCAAAUCUUUUACCUGUGCUGCUGCUGCGCUGAUGGUGUAAGAUAAGAUUACUCACAGUUGAUUACCUCGGGGCACGAUUUAAAUACAGGGGGGCAUUCAAGUUUUCUCACUCUCCCAGUUUUAGUUCAGACAAACACCACCCUCAUUGUUUAAAGCACGUCUCCUCGACUGCAAACAGGGACCCACCCUUUGGGAUCUGGUGUCUGCUGGGUAGAUGGGACUUUAUUGGGGGGCACAGGUCAGGGGAACGGGGUGGAGUGGAGCCAGAGGGAGAAUUCUUCUUGUUGAUUCUUCUACCCUUGUUUCUCUCUUCCAAUCCACCCCCCACUUUUGCCUCUUCUGUCAGAGCAUUGUUAGGAGGCCGGGAGACACUCAGUGCAGCCCUCCCACACCUUAGGCCAACACACACAGCGGUAUUGUUUCGGCAUCUGGGGACAGACGAGGCUGGGCGAGAAGGGGGGCUUGAGAGAAGGGUACAGUGGAUACGGGGAGUUAGCGAAGAGACCAGUGGAAAUGGCCUGAGGGUUGGGCUGGUCAUGGGAUUCACUUGAUUUUGGUUGUGGGGAUUAGGUGGAUGUUGAGAUGGGCGCAAAAAUGUGCAGGAAAUGUAAACAAAAACCUGCUCCAGUUAGUCUUGAUGUUGUAUGGUGGGCGCAAUUUAUCCCAUGACCUGUUAGAGAAGUUCCUGACUGUGGCCAGUACAUCAAAAGCUUGAAUGUAUUAGCAUCAUGCUUUGCUUAAUCCACCUGUAAAUCAAUUCUUUUUGGCCGUGUCAAUCCAAGAUCAAAGGAUCCUCUUGCACUCAUCUUCUGCCCUUUUUUUUUCCUUUCACCUCCAUCGUCUCUGGCGGGGAUAAAAAGCAAGCCACGUCAUGAGUAGGGGAGGUUGAUAUUGUCCCCACAUUUUCUCUUGGCCUGGGCUGCUUUUGCCUCCAGCAUCUGCUGUGCAGGGUUGGUCUGCUGGUUCUCUAAGCUCCCAGCUCACACGUGGCACAUCUGGGGAAAGGAUGAUGCCGCUGCUGAGGCCAGUACAGAGCAACUUAUCCAGUACCAGGCUGUCCUAGCCUGACUCCAAAAAGCACUCACGCACGCACACACACACAUGCAUACAUUGGAUCAGAACUGCUGGGCACAGUCUUACCUCUCUGGCCCAUCGCUUUGCCGUGUGUAAUGGAUAAAAGCUGUGGAGAGUCAUGGGGUUCGGGGGUGAAAUAGCUUGCGAGUCCAGCUCCACAAAUACCUUUGUACUCGGAGUUUCACACUUUUUGUGCUCAAUCCUGCGGUACUCAAGCAGUUGAGACUAUUCCCCUGCAGGCUGCUAAAUACAAUUAAUGUUGUGAUAAGCCCAGCUUCAUGUAAGUUUUUCAGGAGAGUGUGCAGGUGUGUUCAGACAAAAAGCAAAGCCAGUUUUCACAAUAGAGCACCUGCCCAUCUGCUUUUGGAGGGAGUCAGCUUCUCUCUGAACCUCAGCAGCAUAGAUUCAAAAUUAAGCUUUUUGCUGUGAUUGAAUCUCAAUAAACGGGUCAAAAGAUGUAAAAAAAUCACUGUAUAAUCCCGCGUAUCUGCAGAAGAUCAAAAUUUUUGUGAGGUUAAGCCUAAAGGUAAAAGUGCUCGCUCCAUAUACAGAGGCUCUAGUCCUCAUCUCAGCAGUCGCUGGUUCAGCUCCCCUUCAAUCAGAACUCCGAUGUGUGUGUCUUUGGCGUUUUUACUUUACUCUUUGACACAGUGCUGUGACUUUUCGGAAAGUAAAUUGUAAAUGCUGGACAUGAGUCAAAAAGAUGCUGCAAAAUUACUAUAUCACUGAUGUAAAAAUCAAUGCAUUGUCAAAUCUGUUUAGACAAAAAGCAAAGAACUUUCAAAAUUUUCAUCUUUUUGAGCAGAAGCUGGUUUUAACCGGUUCUAAAUCAAUUGCAGGACAUUAGUGAAAUCUUAAAGUUGAUAGGCUUUUAUGUAAAUACCUGGUUUAGAGCCCCUCAUUUCUAAAUUAGUCAAAUUUUAUAUUUUGCUAUUUGAAAUUUUCUCCCUUUUUGGUCUACACACACCUUUAGACAAAAAUAUGGAAGGUAACUGCGCAAUGACCCACAGUAUGACUCCAAAACGUAUCUAGCCCCUGCUGCGGUUGCACUCCUGCCCUUCACACCAAUAUUUCCACAGCACUCAACGUGAUGACCAUUCCCCCUCAGAGUCUUUGAUGUGUAUAUCAGGAAUAAUUUGUUCCUGUUCUCCCCAUCCUCUUCAACCUCGCCCGCAUGCACCCUGCCUGCUUUCUAUGCCUGCUUGUGAGAGAUGCUGUGUAAUAAGAGAGUGAGUGCAGAGCCCUUUUCACAAAGACCCACAGUGAGUGGACAAUGAGCCUCGGGGAGAGCACGGACUAUUGUGAAGGCUAAAAUGGGGUGACCCAACUCCUUCUCUCCUUCGCUCUCUUCUCUCCAGCCCCCCUCUGCUCCACAUUUUCUCCUACAUCCUUUUUCUCGAGGCUCAAGGUCUCGCUCUCUCGAUUUCUGCCCCACACUCUCACUCGCUUUCUUUGUGCGUGUGUUAUGAGGCUUCCGACCAGUUCUCCUCUUUUUUUUUUUUUUUCACACUAAUUUCACUUCGUUGUAUUUCCACUUUUUUCCUCCCCAGGACUUAAUUUGUGUUUCUACUCCCUUGUUUCCUCUCCUCUUUAUUUCUUUGAGCCUGCAGAGUACGAGCACUUUCCCCCCCUCUCUAUCUCUGCCCCGCUCUGCCUCUCAUUUCACUCUAUCCCAUCUCUCCAUCUCUCCCCCUCCAGCUGUGGCGGAGGAUGAUAAGCCCCCCUAUACUAUCCUGUGUGCCCAGGCCGCCCUGGACAAGAGCUGCAGUGUGGAGGGAGUAGGGGUGGGGGUGGGGGCUGGGUGGGGACCUCAGAGAAAUGGAUUUAAUCUGAAUUACUCGAGCUGAAGCCCCAGCUGUGUGUAUGUGUAGGCAGCUUGGUUUCUGUGUACGUGUGUGUGUGUGUGUGCUGCAGAGAUGGUAGUGGGCGGGGGCAAAAAUGCAGGGCUCUAGCAAUGUGAAUUAUUCUGGAUUAGGACAUCUGCUGUGCAAUUCUAAAAUGAGCUGGAGAUGUAUGCGCCUGCAUGAGUGUGUGUGCGUGUGUGCUUGUGUAGCAGUUAUUUUGCAAACAUAGACAUGCUUGGUCUUCAUGCGUUUUGAUUUCUGGGUUGGGAUGUGUAAUUGUCAAUUUAUGUUCCAAAGCCAGGCCAUGUAUUAACGAAAAUGGAGAGAGUAUCCACUGCCCCACUCUGUACCAGGCUGGCCCUUUGCCCUGUUAAGACGGGGAAGGGAAGGGGAGGGGAGAGGAAGAGGGGCUGUUAAAGGGUGGAUCCAUUCUACUGCCAGGCCUCCUACAGUCCUAUUACCCCAGCUAGUCUGCUUUGAAUGCUUGUUGUCAGCUCAGCCUUCACUCAAAUAACCACCUGCUUUGUAGCUCCCUUUCCUGUUCAAGAGAGGUAAAUUUUACUGUAUGGGCAUUAUGCGAGUAUUAAAAUUUUAUCUUGCAAAUCUGCUUGUUAAGAGAUUUUCUAAAGUCCAAUUUUUUUGUAACUACAAUAAAGUCUGAAAUUAUGCCCCUGAGUUCAAUCAGCCUUCACAAAAACUUAAAAACAAACAUUCGACACACUGGCUGUUGCAUUUUCAUGAGAUGUUUAAAGGGAUACAGCUGCACAGAACUCACUGUGUUUGAGUUACCUCUGAAGUCAGAAGUCUGAGCUGAAAAUGACGUCACACCCUAGUUACCAGCGUUUCGGUUACCAAGUCGGAAGAAAGCACAAUCGGAGGCGGAAACAAGAUGGCUACAUCUACGAAAGUUAUUUUAGCACCUGCCGUGUCCGAAUAUAAGCAAGGACAAGGCAAGUUCUAAAAUAUCUUUCAUAGAUGUAGCCAUCUUGUUUAUGUCUCCGAUUGUGCUUUUUCCGACUUGGUAACUGAUGUUGCGUUUGAGUUACAUCGGACAUUCAUUGGACCUUGUGUCAUAUUUUUGGUGCGUGUCUAUGUAGUUUCACUUUGGCAAAAGAAAGAGAUUGAUCAUCGGACUGUGUAAUAGGACCCAUGCCUAAGAGUAAACACGCCUUUCUUUACUCUUUUUCCCACCUCCUCCACAACAGAGGCUUGUCAAACCUGUUUCACCCUAAAGGCAGGAGUGUCAUUGUCACACUGGGAACCCCUGAGGGUGUGUGUGUGUAUGUGUGUGUGUGUGUGUGAGAGAGAGACAGAGUUACAGGAAACACAGCAGUAACCCUGUAUGGGGCAUUUGUGCUGGUUGUAGUUAUUUACAUGUGUAAACCCACCAAUCUGCUGCAAUAACGUUCUCUUUUCUUCCUCUCUUCCUCAUAAAAGGAGAUGGUGAGGCCUUCAGACAACGCCAGUCCCUCCACUAUCAGCUCAGAGGAAGACUACCGCAACAAACCCAACGAGAACUCCUACUGUUACCAGCUUCUCCAGGAGCUGGACAAGCAGCGGAAGAGCGGCAUCCUCUGUGAUGUCAACAUAGUCGUCUCGGGUCAGGUGUUCCGCGCCCAUAAGAACAUCCUGGUGGCGGGCAGCCGCUACUUCAAAACCCUCUACUGUCUGACCAAGGGUGAGGCCCAGGACCAGGCCACAGUCACGCACCUGGAUGUUGCUGCUGUGCAGGGCUUCUCAGUUAUCCUCGACUUUCUCUACUCCGGGAAUCUGCUGCUCACAAGCCAAAAUGCCAUAGAGGUAAUGUCUGUAGCUAGUUACCUCCAGAUGACAGAAGUUGUACAAUCAUGUAGGGCUUUUAUAAAAGAUGCCCUGAAUAUCAGCAUCAAGCAGGAAGCCCCCGACUCAGUGGUGGUGGACUACAACAAGAGGCAGACAGUUGCCAAAGAGGGACAGAGAGGCCUUGACCGGAAGCCGAGCAACUUCUGGGCCACGAGCAUCCUGUCAAAGCUAUCAAUCAAGGCGAGCAACAACCAGGGAAAAGAGGCUAUAGAAGAAGACGAGGAGGGUGGCAGGGUGAAGGAGGAGACCAGCGACAUUGAGGUGACAGUGGUUGGGGGUGAGGGCUGUGCCCUGAUGACCCCCGGAGCUUCUGGUAGCUGGGCCCAUCACAAUGACAACUCGUCCGAUUCAGCAGAGACCAAUGAGACGCGGGCUGCAAGCGGCCAGGUGUUCGUCUGGAACGAGCCGGCCACAGGUGGCGCCCCAGCAGCCCCUGCAGCGAUGAAGAGAGAAGCCCCGGACGCUGCAGCCGGGAGCGGACGGAGGAAAAAGCAGACGACCACGCGGCGUUUCGUGUACAACUUUCCACCCGAGCCUGAAGAGGGAUUCGACGAGGGGAUGUUCAUCCAGCCUUCAGCCUCCUACCCCAGGGAGGACUUCUCUUCCCUCUCAGAAAAUGCUGGUAUGACACAUUUUUAAUUCCAAACACCAACCCACACACACCCAGCCCAAAUCCUCUCCUCUACAGUAUAUCUAUAGCUCUCCCCGUAACUUGUGAAUGUCUUUUUUUUAAUUAGUCACGCUGUGAACUCAGAGUUGCAUGCAGAAUACUUGUAACCAUUUUAAAUGCAAGUUCAUCAUUCAGUUAAACGACAUGUUUAAAGAGCCUCAGGUGCAUAAAGCAACAUGACGAGGGUCAGAGAGCAGAGGCAGCUAGCCCUAUACUGUCACCUCUGCAACUGUGUGUCUCUCUUCGCUGUAUUUAUGCGAUUACACCUGCAAACUUUGCCUGUAGCUUCUACAAGUUGGGGACUUCACACAACAAUUCGAACAUUAGUUAUGUCAGGCAGCAUCAUUUACCAACUUCACACCUUUCUUCUGCCUGAAGCUAAAUGAUCAUACAAAACAAGUCAAAACCAGUUCUUCUAGAUGUUUGAUUUAUCGUCUGAAUAGAAAUUUAUCACUGACACAACAUUUUUACACAUGUAUUUAGGAGUAUUUAAAGUGAGUAUCUGUACGUGUGACCAAUGUGGGUGUUCCAACCAUGUAUCUCUAACGAUUUACCCACCAGAGAGGUCAGUGGGUUUGAAGAGGAUAACCUCUUUGGUCACAUGACUCAAGUAUUUGAUCCUCUGCUGCAGCCUGUAAAUUUUGCAUCAUUUUAAUCUACUGCUGGAAGAUUGCACUUAUGUUACUUCAGGGUGGCAUUGCUUUAUUUAGAUAACCGAUCUUUGAUCAAUAAGUGACAUAUAUCCAAUCAUGUUACAUCUAUAAUUACUACUGAAGUGAUUCUGUGCUUACUACGAAGCCGUGACCAUGAUCAUAGGCACGAUCACUACUUUUCAUGGUGCGGUUAUUGAUCACAGCGCAAGUAAAAUGCAUGGAGUUUCAGCUGUAGAUCAAUGUCCUCACAGCUGACACCCAACAGCAGGGAUGAUCGCUUAUCAAGCCUUUAACCUGUCGUCCACAGUCAACAAAGCAGUCCCCUCCAAGCUCGAUCUUCACUAAUCACCGCAGAGCAGGAGGGGACUUAAGAAAUUACACCCACUUAGAAGUGCUUUACAGUCACAUCACUUCUAAGAAUUGUGUCGUGCCGAACUCCAGAUCAGCGUGUUAUUUUACAGUACAAAAUAAUUUAGGUAUUAUUUUAAAAAUGUGUUUAAGAGGGUACCACAAUAAAGGUAUUUAUGGAAGAAACAUUUCCCAGCCUCUGUAGCUUGUAAAUCCACGCUCUAUCUCAGGGUUGGUAAAAUCAUUGAAUCAGUGAAAGCCACUUUAAAGGUCAGAGGGAUUCAUUCAAUUAAUUUCCAAAUCUUGCUUGUUAGAACUUUGCGCUCCUCCCUUUCUCCUCUCUCUUUGACAACUCUCUCUCCCUCUGUUCCUCGCUCUCUCUCUCUGUCACUUAAUCUUCCCAUUGCCCUGCCCGUCCCAUCCGCACACACACAGCGAGCGCUCUUAGUAAUCUCUUCCCUUCAGCUCCAGCCUCCUCCUUCUGUCAGCUCCAUUAAGCGUGGCACUCCAUGUAACCAUAAUGAUAUCACAUAUUAAGUGGAGUGGUAUGGAUGGGAGGAGAAAAGGGGGGGAUGUGUGAGGCACAAAGUGUGUGUAGAAAGAGGAGGAACUACAUUUUGUGUGUGAGCGAGAGAAGCCCUCCCUAAUGCAGGCAAAUGAAGAAAGCCGGGGAAACAUUUCUUCCCCCAGGCCUCCCUAAAUGCACUUGAAUGCUCUUAGUGCCUUCAACUCCUCGUAGGGCUCUCAUAAUAUGUGCACGAAGUGAUCCGGGGUGUUGUAAUGGCUCGGAAAGACGCUCUCUUAAAAAAAACAGGGCUUGCGUGCAUGCAUACCAGCUCCCAACCUUCUUGUCCUAAUGCCAAACUUUUCCAAACAAAGGUAUGGUUCGGACGUGGAGCAGACUGUUUGUCAUGGUAAAAGCUUUCAAGGCAACCGCUAAAUUUUAGCUCUGUAAUGACCAGUGUAUUAGCUUGAGUCAUUCAUACGGCUGACACGUCAUCAGUUUAAAUGUAGAUCAGGCAGCCAUGUGCCGAUUCUGAUGUUCAUGUGGCAGGAGAGCAAGUCCAGAUUUACAUGUGAGCCAGUGACGCUGUGAGUCCCUAUUCCCCUCUGAGAUGCUUUCUCAAGUUUUAGGAUGCUGUUUUUGUCUCAGGAGAGUUGAGAUGUAGCUCAGAGUUGUAGUGACAAUGACCUUUGGACGGACUGUGGGUGAUUUGCGACAAGGAUUUCUUAAACAAAUGAUACCCUGUCAGUCUACUUUAGCCCAAUAAGGGACCAAACAAGGAGGUGAGCCACAUGUAGAUCAUCAGCAUUUUGUCUUCCAGGAGAAAAUUUGAGCUUCCACUUAAUCCGAUAUGCACUGUAGGGUCCUUUUUAUUGUUGUUAAUCUAAAAUUUAAGACUUUAGGUCCUUACACACCAGGAACGAUGCAAAUAUACAACGCAAAAUAUUCAGUGGCGAAUUUUGACGCGCCUGACUAUACACAUAAAGCAUGUGUAAAGCAUGGGUCUUUCCGGGGGAAAAAAGACGCGUCCAGGGUGGAAGCGAUAAGACUGACACAACAGCAGAUUCUGAUUCUGAAUCUUGUUGUUUAAUCUGUUCUAAUUAGACGCUAGUGUUGAGAUGUCUGUCUGUCAUGAUAGCAUGUACUGAGUCGGGGCCAGUACCAGAUAAGAACAUUAAACUAUAAUCCAUAAACAUAAGGUAACAACCAAGACCUAAUGGUGCUGUGACAGCAACACGAUUGAGUUUGAGACAGUGAAAAUACAUAUGGUAUGUUGUAUCUGAACAGGUUAGCUUACGAGCUAAAGUUACUUAGCACAGAUAAAAGUUAAAACAAAGACGUUUAGCAAACUGUUAAAGCACACAAACCAUCGUCAUAUGAGAGAUCCAACGCUAUGACUCUCCAUAAGUUGUCCUUCAGGUCGUUAUCUUUGUAAUAUUUGUGUCUUUAAUCAAAAAGCACUCUGUUCUCUGACACGUAAACAAUCAGCUGGUCGGCCAUGUUGGAUAUACCGGUGAAUCAGACAUCGCAAAAACACGAAGUCUGAUUGGUCAGAAGUGGACACACAUUAUGCGAAACUUUAGAAAUUCGACUGUGAUACGAAAAAUAAAUGCCGCGAUAUCGCAGGACGGGAAAACGUUGCUGAUGUGAACACUUGUAUUGACAGGAUACCUGUUCGAAAAAAAAUUUUGACGUCUGAAAUAAUCGCAUGGAAAAAAAAUGCUCCCAGUGUGAAAGGACCUCUAGUUUUCAACUGUCAGUAUGUAAAAACCCUGCUUACAUCCUACUUUUUAAUUUUUGUGUACUCUCCAUGUGUCUCAUCUUCUAUUGUAGUCAGAAUCUUUGUAGUUUACUCUUAAAUAUGUGGACUUAUGGCUUACAGCAUCUAAAUAAACCUGUGAUGUUGAGGCAGUAUCCUACCAGUGUGCCCCUGAGUCAGUUUUUUUGCACAAUCAGGGAACACGCAGCACACAUGGAAAAAUGUAACUGUACCAUUCUUAAACAGAAAAGUCUUUGUCAGAUGUUUGACUUUGUAUGUAUGGUUCCCAUAGCCUCUCUGCCUCUCCCCAUCAAGCUCCAACUGCAUGAAGUGUCUGUUUGUCGCGGCCUGCUCUGAAUACGUGUCACAUGAGGUCUCGAACUUUAGUUACACUUAACUGAAAUAUUGCUUCCCAUAGCAAAAAUGGGAAUGCGUACAGCUAUUAGUCACAUCCACUGUGGGUUAUUGGAUUAUUCCAUUGUUGUUGGUAGUCUUGCAGAAGAGACAAAGAGGGUUCAUAGUUCUGCUUGUGGACACGAGCAAACACACAAAAACCCUGUUUAUUAUAGCGAUGCCCUCACUCUGAGUAUAAAUCCCUCUUAGUGGUCAUUUUGCUGCAUGCUUCUGUCCAGGCUUAUGAGCAGUCAUCCACCUAUAUUAGCUGUCCCAGUUUCCCACAGUGAUGUCACUCGUUUGGAUCUGAUUUUGCUUCAGUUUGAUCUGUGCAGUCAUGCUCCAAACACUGUAGCCUAAAUUCAGCCAUUCUGUCUGCUGCAUGCAUUUGGCUGUGGACCCUUUUGAAAGAUACGCUUGUUUUUCUGUCCUUUUUAUUUCAACUAAUACAACAAUUUGGACAUUAACUUUUUUGCUCAAUAUGAUUAAAGCCAUGAGUUAUUGUUUCCUGGACUUCAAAAUGCCAGAAAACAGGUCCUGGAAAAGAUCAAGCUGUCUGAGAUUUUUCUUGACCCCCAAUAAUAAUAAGAUGUAAAGUAGAAAAUACAACUGCACAACUCUAACUACUGGUCUGCUGACAGGUGAUUCAUGAUGCUAAUGAUAGUUUUUCCCUUGACAUACAUCUAAAAAGAUGAGAUCACCUCAUACUUGGGGUUUAAUAUUUAAUGGGGUCCAUGCUUUGCUCUACAACAUAUUAAAACAGAGUAGUAUGAUUUAUAGUCAAAUUGACUCGCUGUCUGAGGCUGGUGGAUUUCUGCUGAUAGACUCCUUGUGUUUCUGCGACAUCAUCCCACUCAGAAGCUUAGUCUAUUUUCCUGAUCCAAUUCCCUGAAUAGAAGGUUAUCUGUGAUCAUUUCUGUGUCAAAGUGUCAUUUCUGACAUCUUAAAUUUGGUCUGUACAUUGAUCAGAGGCUGUAUCUGAGCUUUAAAGGUGCAGUCAGAACCCAGGUUAGCCUGAAACAGACAUCACAGUCCCAUCACAGCACACAAAUAGGAAAGAUAGAGCUAUUUGACUGGAUUCAUCCAAAUCAGGUUAAAGUGGUAUGAGCCGAUCUGUGCUCUUUCUGUGUUCCUGUAUUCAGGUGCCUCAUUUAAUUAUGCAUGUGAUUGGUCAUUUUGAGGUGUUAAACAUUUAAUAUUCAGGAUCAGUGGUUCGUCCUAGCAUGUAUUUCUUUAUUUAUUCAAGCUACAGAGAAACACAUGGAAAAAUAUUACUGUUUAUGUUGGAGAGACACUAAACUAAACUCUAAAUGUGUAUUUAACACAAACCAGUAACUGUUUUAAGGUAGACACUAGGGGUGGAAGAAAAAAAUGAUACGGCAUAGUAUCGCGAUAUUUUGUCUGGUGAUAUAUCGUAUUGUCUCAUUGACCAAGUAUCGCUUUUUUAAAAACUAAUUGUUAAUAUGAAGUCAAAUCUUUUGAUAAUGGGAAAAUAAAAUCAACUGGUUGUCCAGUGAGGUUGGCAGAGGCGACAUCGUAGAGCAGGAGAAAGUUAGUACAACAAAUCUGUCUAUCUAAUCUAUCUAUCUAUCUGGUUUGCAAGAUGUGCUACAUGAAAAUGAGAUACAGUGUAAAUAAGACAAACAUAAAGGAAAGACAAAACUGUUGGAAAAAAAAAAAAAAUUGCAAUAUAUUGGUCGCUGUAUUGCAAAACGUCAAAAAUCACAAUAACAUAGUGUUGUGGCCCAAGUAUCAUGAUAAUAUAGUAUCGUGGGGCCACUAGUGAAUCCCACCCCUAUUAGACUCUCUGUCAUUUAGGACGGAAAACCAUGUCAUUAUUUUGUCAGGCUUUAUAACACUAACGAGACUGCCUGCAGUGUCUGCAGACAGAAUCUGUGAGCAUAGGCACUGGCCAUUACUGAUCAUUCAGUAUCUUGUUGGAUAUCUCAGCCAUAGAAAUGAAAACAUGAUGACAGAUUCAAAUCUACAGGGAGACAAAGUAAAGGGUUUAACAGAAGGACUCGUGCUGAACUUCAUUAAAGACGGUUCAAAGAUCUAUAAGUCCUUUGCCUUGACUGUCUGUUUUUCAUGAUGCUGAGCCUGCAGCCAGGCCAGUACAUUCUUGAGUCUUUUCCAAACACGGCUUUUGGAUUGUUUAAAGGGUGGGUUCUGCACACAGACGCACAGAGCAGGUGGAAGACAUUUGCAUACACUCCGGCCUCUCUCUUCUGGGCGCACAAACGCGUACAGCCACAAUAACUUCCCCCAAUCCCUGCGAGGUGCAAAGCCGGUGGGGGCUGUCUCUCCCCUCUCUAAUCCACUCUAAUGCACUGAGGCUGUCCUCACUAUUCCAAAUAUUGACCCAGGGAGAGUGAACACACACACACACCACAUACACACAUAUACACACUCAACGGGGCGUGUCUUUAAUGGGCUCUAAGCACUGAUGCUGGAGGAACCGGACACACACACACACACACACACACACACACACACACACACACACACACACACAGGUGCUCACACACAAAAGCCAAAUGUAAGCUGAGCUGGUGUGAGGACUCGACUCGUUUUCUAAUUAACCCCCUCCCUGCUGGAGCCCUGGUUACACCAUUAGCUUGUUGUUCAGGCCUGGGGGACAUGUUGAGGUGUGGGGAGGGGGGUUGCAGUGCUUUGCAUAGAGUAGGGCCCUGUGUGUGUUUGUUUGCCUGUUUUGUUAACUGAAACUUCCAUUGUUUCAUACGGGGGGUCGGUUAGUUGUGUACACGAGGCGUUAUGAGGUGUGCACCCCCCCAGGCUCUCAACCACCUCUCUUCUCUCUUUCUCCCUCUCUCACUCCUCUUGUCCUCACCCCUUCCCCCCCCCUUCCCUUUUUUUCUCCCUCCCCACCUUUCCCAGAGUUGGCCAAUCAGAUCCAGUAUAGCAUCAUCCAAGACUUACAGCAAGGAGAGUCCUGGGAGAAUGGUAAGACGCCGCUCUCUCUAGUCCACAGCUAAAAAAAAAAAAGAAAAUGCCUCUGUGAAACUUUAACCAAAAUGCAUCUUCUCAAAUGAGUGUGAGCAGUGAGGUAUGAGAAAGGCAGACACACAUCUCUGGUAUAGGACUCAUGAUCAACCACAGUUUAAAUGCUUGGUUGAUCAGGAAGAACCACAGAGAUAAGAUAAGCGAAGUGAUCGUCGUAAACUCCUUGUAAGUGAAAGAACAAGAAAUGUGGGAAAAGUGCAGAAUGCGGUCAAAUAAUCACCUCAUUUUCUCCAGUUGUCUUUUCAGUCGGCUUCAGUUCAACCAUAUUAUUACACAUAAAGCUUAUAUAUUCCUGCUGUUUUAUGGGUGUGUUAAGCAUUUACCACAAAGGCUUCAGGAUCCUGUUGGCUUCCCACCUCUGCAAACUGCUCUUAAGGUCAUUACACACCGGGGCCGACAUGAAUAUAGAGCGCUAAAUCACAAAAUAUUCAGAGGCGAAUUUUGACGCGCCUGACUAUACACACCAAGCCCGAUGCAACUUUUCGGGGGGAAAAGACGCAUCCCGGGGAAGACCUUUCCGGGGGACAGUCCCACCUCCUUAGCGUCUGAUUGGCGAAGGAGGGCGGGACCUUCCCUUAACAACCUACAGCAUCCCAGGUAGAAGCGAGAGGACAAAAAUGGAGUUUACUUCAACGUCAAGUGAUGGCAAAUUGGUACUUCUUUUGCUUUCUCAAAAGAAAAAGAAACGUAGCACAUGGGUGCAUGCAAUAUUACAAAAAAGAAGAGAACUUGGUGAGUUUCACUGCCUGGUUCAGGAGCUGAAACUGGACCACGGUCGCUUCAGAACCCAUUUUUGGAUGUCUGUUGGACAACUUGAAGUUCUGCUGAAACAAUUCGUUCCAAGUUUGAAGAGGCAGAGGACUAGACACUAGUGUUGAAGUGGCUUUCUGUACUGAGCUAGUACCAGAUAAGCACAUGAAACUAUGGUAACAACCGUUAGCUCACGUUAGCACAGACGAAAGUUAAAACAAAGAUGUUUAGCAAACUGUUAAAGCACACAAACCAUCGUCAUAUGAGAGAUCCGAUGCUAUGACUCUCCACAAGUAGUCCUUCAGGUAGUUAUCUUUGUAAUAUUUGUGUAAACGAUCAUAAACAAUCAGCCGGUCGGCCAUGUUCGAUAUAACGGUGAAUCAGACGUCGCAACAACACGCAAUCUGAUUGGUCAGAAGUGGACACACAGUAUGUGAACCUUAAGAAAAAUCGUCCAUGAUCUGAAAAAUAAAUGCUGAUAUAUCGCAGGACAGGAAAACAUCGCUGAUGUGAACGCUUGUAUCAACAGGAUAAGGGUUCGAAAAAACAUCUUGAAGUCUGAGAUAAUCACACGACAAAAACAGUCCAGGUGUGAAAGGACCUUUACUCGGUGCGCUUUGGUUUCAACAGCUGAAGAUGUGCAAACAGAAAAGGGCUUAAAUUUGACAUAUUCACAAUAACCUCCCUGAUGCACACUUUGCAUUAAGCCUUGUCAAGAUAACCUUUAAUGUAGCUUAUUCAAAUAAUGUUCAACAUUUCUGUAAUUUGAUCUGUUUUCCAGACUAUCGCAGCUGUCAUUGCUUCCUCAAAUGUGUAUAUAUAUAUCUAAAAAAACAGACUGACUCUCGUUUUUGCUCCGAAUGAAUAUCUAUCACACAGUAUACUCACACUGCUAUGUAAAGAUAAGGGUAAGACUGUGACUGUUGUUAAAAAGCAGAAGCUACAAUUCCCCUACAACUCUGAAUUAGCAGCUUGUACUGUUCCACAAGGUGCUUCUAGGUAAUAUACCAGUCACACACACACACACACCCCGUGAAUACACAGGUGACCUGUUUCUCAUCAACCCUCCCUCCACCUCCCCCUUAGCAACCUGCCCUGACAACGCCUCUGUUGUGUGCUCCCUGUGUCAAACAAAAGGCUCGACCCCGUUCCCCCACUCUCUCUCUCUCUCUCUCUCUCUCUCUCUCUCCACAGUAUAGACCAGCACUCUAUGUGGAUUCUUUUUUAAUCAAUACAUGGCUUAUUUAUUUGGAGGGCCAGCUGUUCCUACCAGCCUGUGAGCACAAACACCCAAAAGAGGGCUAACGUUGAUGAUGGGUAUCUGUUAUCUCACCGAGAACUGCACAAUAUGUCUGUUUGGUAUAGUAACAUAUUAAAAUUUUCUUUCACAUUCACGUCACAUAAUCCGAAUCCAUGUCCCAUCAGUGUGUUCUAGGUCAAGACGUCCGAUAUCAUCCCAAACUGUGACUCAGUUUUUGGGUUUUAGAGGUGGUUGGUAAACUUCACAAAGGUUCUAUAGUAAUAAGUUUUGUUUCCGAACCAAACUUCCACAAAAAGAGCCGGUUGUGUGCAUCGGUUUGUGGUUUUUAAUUCUUUCCAGCGGUUCCCGUAUCCUCUCUCAGUGACUUGAUAAACAGGAUAUCGGCUCUCGACACACCCUGCCUAUUCUCGUUAGUGGAUCUAUACAUGCAAAUGUAGCUUUUAUGUUGAUUGGCUUGUUGCAUGUACAGUUUGUUCAGCUUUAGACUGAGAAGAACAUCUGUAAAAGUGUUGUAUUUACAAUGGACAGAGAUUGAGGGAACAGGCCAGGUAUUCUUCCAAAAAUUAACCCUGAAAAAGGGAGUCGUUUAAUUAUCAUGAUUGUCUUUUUUGGACCAAUAUGUUUCACGUUUAUGUGAUCCAUUGUACUUUGCGGUGACUAAAUGUGUCUGUUGCUGACCUUGUGUUCCUCUGUGUCUCUGACCAGGAGAGUCCUCACACCUCGCCCUCAAUAAGCUCAAGUGCCCCCACUGUAACUACAUCGCCAAGCACAGACGCACGCUCAAGAGGCACCUGAUCAUCCACUCGGGCGUGCGCUCCUUCAGCUGCGACAUCUGUGGCAAGCUGUUCACCCGCCGUGAGCACGUAAAGAGACAUUCCCUGGUGAGUCCACAUAUGCACCAGCUCCUCUCUCUCUCUCCUCUCCUAACAUCAUGUGACGUGUGUCCGCCACCUUCUGCCAAACACUGCAUGAGCAUUUCGGCCACCCUCACUUCUUGGCUCUCUGUUCCAUUAUUCAUUUUGAGUCUGGCAGAGAAGGGUUGCAGGGAUUUUUUGGUAAAAAGGUGACAUUUUUGGCUACGGGGCGUUUGCUCUAAUAUGGGGAGAAUGCUGGAGUCUUUCACAGAGUCCUUAAUACAGUGUCUUAGUGCAUUUUUAUGAUUCAAAUUUGCGUUUAAAAAAGGAGGACAAAUUUGUAACUGUACCAUUUCUAAUUCCAUAUUUGUUUAAAGGAGUAGUUCAACAUUUUGGCCUCUACUGGCCUGGGUUUAAAUGAAAUAGUUGAACCUGUCAUUGUCUUAAAGAUGAAGCUCACAUGACGUGAUUAGUUAACAUCCCUAGUCUGAACUCAUUUGGAAAAAUAAAGAGGGUGGGGGGCAUUUCUAUCUCUGCUCUCUUACUUUAGUAGCUAAGUUAAGGUCCUUACACACCGGGAAUGACGCAAAUAUAGAACACAAAAUUACGAAAUGUGUGAAAGGACCUUUAGAGGUAACUUAAAUUUUAGCCUACUUAUGAAAGAGAACAAAACCAAUGUUUUUUUUUAAACUCUUCCUUUAUUGAAAGUAUCAGAAAAUAAUUAAUCUAAUCUAAUCCUCUACCUUACAGGUGCACAAGAAGGACAAAAAGUAUAAAUGCAUGGUGUGCAAGAAGAUCUUCAUGCUCGCAGCCAGCGUCGGCAUCCGUCACGGCUCGCGGCGCUACGGCGUGUGCGCAGACUGCGCCGACUCGCACCAAGCAACUCAGGAGGGCCUGGAGGGGAUGGAGGGCAUGGAUUUCCCUCGUGACGAAGACUUCGAAGGCGAGGAAGUGGAGGACCUGGAGGGAGAGGAACCCACUGAUAACGACCAAUCAAACUGGGGUGAGAGCAACACUAGUGCUGCCCCGGAGGAGGACUAAGAAUUUUAACAAGCUUGAGAAACAAAUAAAAAAAGUUGAUGUUUAAUAUAUAUGUAUACAAAAAAACUAGCUGGUAAACAAUCAACUCCAAAGUGCUAUCAAACCUCGAGGUUACUUAAUUGUGCAAGUAUAUGACAAAGAGAUGGAUUUAGAGAGAACUAAAAAGCUUUGGUAGAGUGGAAACUCCAAGAUGUACAGAUUUAAUUAUUGUUAAAAUGUGUCCAACUCUGGGCCCAGCGCCCACCAGAGAAAGAAUCUAAAGAUGAAUAAUAUGAUAAAUCAGGUUUUGGUGAUGUAUUUUUAUUUUCCGGUUUUGGGGGGGAGGCGGGGGUGAUGUAGUUUUUUGAGUUGGGUUAGGCCAAUCAUUUAAAAAAGCAAAAUGUUAAUUAUUUAAUUUAUGAAGAGAGGUUAUAAUGGUCUUAUCAAAUGCUAUAAAUUAAUUUCUGUUGUUUUUGUCUGCAGGCAGAGGCACAGUGACAGCUGUAGCUUUCUGCACAAUCUGAAAGUUUAUUGCUUGGUGCUUGUGCAAGUACACCGAAGAAGAGCAUUAUUGUCCACAGGAAGAUUUCUAACUUGCUCUGUAGAUCAUGUUUAGACGCGCUAAAUAUUAUUAUUAUAUUAUUAUUCGUUUCUCUUUUUUUUUUCCUUUCCCUGCACAAAUCUUGGAACCAAAAAAUCUGUUUUGUGACUCUAAUGUAUCGCAGCCAUAUUUAUGAUUAAUUUAAGAGGGCUGUGGUAUUGUGCCAAACAGACCGCACACCAAGACUGAGCAGGAACAAAACUACUGAAUACGCUUUAAAGAAGAAAAAAAAAAACAGACAACGUGAGUUAAUUUUUUAAUUUUUUUUUUUUGUUAAGCGGGAAAAAUAUUGAUUUAAAAAAAAAAAGCGAAAGUACAAGGGGAAAUGUUGCUAGCUUUAUACAAAUCACGGCGUCACAGUAACACUUUAUUAUUAAACAAAAGCAUUUGACUUUCACUUAAAGCUUGAAUUUUGCCAAAUGAUGAAACGUUUGGUGCUGUAAUGCUUGUCGCAGAAUACUGGACCUAAAGGCUAUAUAUGAUGUUUAUAAUCAUAAAGCUUAAACUGACUCAGUUAUACAUAUGUGUAAUCAGCUCAUACUAUAGAACACUGUUGUGCUACGGCGACUAUCAGGUAUGCUUUGCCAUUGUUUUUAAGCUUCUGUUUUAUUUAAUGCACACACACUCACACACACACAUACCAUUUUGUAGAACUACCGGCAGUACUUGUUUUUGACAUUUUUAAGGACCUAAGUGGACAUCAACACCUGUAUACAUUUGUUUAUAUUUGGUACUGAGUUAAAUACCGUUUAUAUAUUUAAAAAUCACUUGAACCUUUGGUUGUUAGGGGGGAAGAAGUUUGCAGGAAAUGAUGAUGAUGAUGAUGUGUGAUAUUUAAAGUCUGAGAGAACUCCAUUUUUCACGUGUAAAACGUACAAAAUGUCAUCAGUUUAAUUUGAUGUAAGUUUGUUUUUAUUUUUAAUUUUAUUUUUUAGGUCUGCCAGGUAGAAAAACACUUUGUUCCACAAAAAGUGAAGCUCUAUGGCGCCUCAUAGACAUGCACUUAAGUUUGUGUUGAUGAAAAUAAUUUUCUUUUUUGUUUUUUUUUUUCGCUUCCCCAAAAAGCGGGUCUGAAUGGAACUAUAUAAAAACUGUUGUGUCUUUCUUCCAAUGAGCAACUUUUUUAUUAGACUCUUUGUUCUUUUUUUUUUUUUGUUAUUUAAUAUUAUAUAUAUUGACUCCAAAUGCAAUCAAGACUGUUAAUUUCUAUUUGUCCAACCAAAAUUGUUGUUUUUAAUUAUUGUCGAGAUAUAAUGUAUGAGAAAAGCCAGGUGAAAACUUGCUUAGUGUAGAAAAUCCUUGCUCGUGACUGUAAUUGUUGAGAUUUUUAAAUGUUUUUAUGCUACAGAAUCAUUCACUUUACCCUAGAUGCAUAUUUUGUUUUAAUUUUGUCCUUUUCCACAGAUGUCUCCUUUCUCUCCUUCGUUCUUUCAUUAAGCACAUAUUUUCUAAAGAAACACGGAUUGUUUGCGGGUUAAAACCUUGGAACAGCAGUAUCUGUUCAUAUGCAGUGGAUCAUACAGUAUGUACUGAAGUGCUAAUGAUACAGAAGAUGUGUAACUUCCCUUUACUGUCAGUGGAAGAAGAUAUAUUUUAAGUCAUAGAGAUAUCCUGCCUCUUCGUGUCACUUUUACCUUCAAAUCACUGUGGGAGGGGUUAUAUUACAUAUAUAUAUAUAUAUGUUGAGAAUAUAUAAGAUAAAUAUAUAUAUAUGAAGAAUAUAUUAUUUAACUAGUGGAUUAAAGUAAUGGAACACAUUGACAGUCAGCUUUGGACCUCCUGGCGCGGUGGUUUUAUUUCCGUGAACUUUAACCUUCCAUUUCCUGUCUCUGUUCACGCUGUGUGCUUGUUCAUCACACCAUCCUGUUGUCUUGUUUGUUCUUUUGAUACUAUUUACCAUCCUACUGAUUUUACUGUAAUGAAUGAAACUCAAAACUUUGAUGUAUCAUUUUAGAUUUUAUGCUGUAUUUGUUAUAUGGACAAAGAAACCAACAAAGCAAAAAACACUACAGAUGUCAAGCAGAGGUUUUUUUUCCCCAGCUGUAUUUUUUUACGCUGUCGCAGAUGGUUGUAUUUUUCAAUCUCUUUCGAACUUUAACAGUGAUGCAAAACUCGGGCCGCGCCUCAGUGCCCUCUGAACACAAAGCAAAUUCAGGUUACUCUUUUUACGUUUUUAUCAAAGGUUUUCAAAGAUGGAACUACAUUCUCCUUUUUUCUGUCUGAAUUGUACUACUGUUCCUCUCUAUACUACAUUUUAAGAAUAAAACUUUGAUAUUGCUUUAAACUGUCUGUGCACGUUUUUCCCUUCUUAUCUUGUAAAAACUUGUGUCUAUGACCGUUAUGAGCAGAUGACCUUAUAAAAUGAUCUAUAUUUCUAUGUGAUCGAUCAGAACAGGGUUUUUAAUUGAUCUCACAUGUGGAAAAAUUAAAUUAAAAAUUAAAUCAAACAUUUUGAAGUAACAAAAUAUAUAUUUUUUUAAUCUCAAGAUUUCAAUAAAAAUCACAGCCCUUGAGAUGCAGAUUCAACUUACACCCUCAUAUUUUUACAAGUUAAUUACUAAAUGAUUAAAAAAAAAAAAUGAGCCAAUAAUCUGGAUCUCUAUGGAUAUAUUUUUCAGUAUUGUGUGUUUUCUUGUUUUUCAUAGCUCAUCAGAAACCUUGAGUUGGGUUGAUAAGCAGGGCAUUUUACAGUUUUUCUCAGUCACUUUGGUGCAUUUCUCACAUCACUAUUAACAUUUGGUGCAUUUCUCAGAACAAUUAGUACAAACUGCAAAACCUAGUGGAUAAUCUGCAAAAGAGCGUCACUUGUUUAAAAUGAAUAGAUGAUUCCUCAAAAGCAAGUCUUCGUGUCGAUGAAAGUGUCUGUGUCAUCAAAAUUAAAAGUCCCAACAUCAUUGUUUAUGAACAAGACAGUCAGAUGGCUUUGUCAUGUUUUCAUUAUGACACUUCACUCUCUCUCUGUUUUCCAGUGCAAAAAAGUCAGACCUUGGUGACACUACCAGAAAAUGCUUAAGUCAGCACUAUACAUUACCUGUACAACCAUUUGAAAACUACAGUAAAGUUACACAUUAGUGUAUUUAGUGAGGUGACUGAGUACAAGACACAUAUAUGUUUCACAUAAUGCCCACUGAGCUAUUAGACGUCUAGUUUUCUUUUCGACCUAAUUCCAACCGUCUAGAUUCUGUAUAUUUUUAGACGGAAUUCAGACGUUGCACUUUAACCCAUUAUUCAAUAACUAUUUAUUUCAAAAAGCAACUGUUAGUUGCAUGACUGAUCUCCAAGUACUUAACCAAAAUAUUUAUGAUAGCCGUUGAGCAAUAUACAGUGUAGUAUAGAUAUAGCCCAGAUUUAGACUUGAUCUAAACUUGGUCUAAAUUUACACGUCUAAAAAAACGUUCAUUUUCCGAUCUGUGGUAGCCUGAUUUUAGACCAGUCAUCUAAACUACAUUUAGAUGUCUAUUAGACCUCUUUUAGACCAAAAAAUGCUCAGUGGGUGCAUAUGCCGUCCCUAUGCAGCAUUGUGCAAAAAACAAAAUUCACAGUCACUUAUUUAGAACAAACAUAAGAAAUACCAUUUUGGUAGAACUGUGCACAGAUGUUAACAAUAUAACAGUACAUAUUACUGUAAACGAAGCUACGUCACAGAAUUGUAGAAAUGGUCCACACUGAAAAAAUGACAAAAUGGCAAAAAAAAGAUUUAAAAAAAAAAGAUAAGGGAAUGUAUGAAAUCAGCUGGACAGAUUUUGACAACAAGUUCAAGAAUUUUGUUUGUAAUGACUCAAGCAAUGAAACAAGGAUUAUUAGUUUUAUAGGGAAUGAUUAUUUAGCAAAAGUAUAGUUUAUUUUGACUGACAUGACAGAAGCAAAUGAUGUUAUAAAACAGCAGAGAAUUGUAUGAAAGUAACUGAUACAUGUCAGAGGAUUUGCAGUUUGUUCAGAGGAAUAAGAAACUGCUACAAUGAUGUGUACAAAUGAUUUAAUGUUGUGGUGGUUGAACUAAUAGUUGCAAGAACUUUCAUUCUGAUCUGAGAAAUUCACCAAAACAACUGAGAAAAACUGUAAAUCCACUAUAAAACCAUCCCCAAGUGCUGCCAUCUGCUGGUUAAAAGUAAAACUAAUCUGUUUGUCUGUGCUGACACCAGGUGGCAGCACUUCUCUUCACAUUUCUCUCUGCGCAGUCCAACAAUCACACCCGCAAACACACUGUCCCACUUACUCAGUGAGACUUUUAAUGGGAGGAUUGAUCUCUGCAUUGAUGAAAUGUGGGGCCGCUCACAUUGUGGUUGGUUGUUUUCCUGUUAGAAAGCUUCAUGAGUUUUUUAAAAUGCAAUUUGUUUUAGCGUGUAAAUCGUCAAAUACAAGCUGUGGUUUGAUCUUGGUUUGGAUUUGGACAGAUUGCAAACAAAUUUCCUAAACUAUAAAAGCUUCUAAAAGAGGAACAAAUGUCUUGGUUUGCUAAUAAAACUACAUUUGUAAGAAAUCAUGUCUGUUUUAUUCUCUUGUGGAUCCUUCAGACAGGGGUGGAUCUUCUGUGAUCUUGUCAUGCAGGGAAAGCAUGGUAGAUUCCAGCAUACAGGAGCAUAUACUUGGCAGGUUUUCAGAGACAUUUUAUCGAACUUUUUCUUAAAGAAGUCUCUUCAUCUGAGCGUCUGAAACAAAUGUGAAGAAUGCAUCUAAAGCACAAUCUUCUGAUGUGUGUUUGUCACACUGAUUCUCUGUGGUACAUGCUGUACACUAAAACCAAACAGGCCUCAGUUUAUGUUUAUCUCCUCGUGGGUAUGAGCGCUGCUGUGUGUGUGUGUGUGUCUGUGAGUGUAUCUGUGUGUGUGUGUGUGUGUGUGUGUGUGUGUGUACAGUCAUCAAACAUUGGCCUUGUGGGCAAACCACACCACACACUGCUCUAUUCUUUUCAGUGUGCGCAUGUUUGUGUGUGUGUGUUCACGUGAAUGCGUGUGUGUGUGUGAGUGCAUGAGCCUCCUUCCCAUUCACAGGCCCUUUGUGUGGGUGUCUGUCAGCGGUGUUGUCUGCAGGCAGGCCUCCAUUGUGUUGAACCACUGCUCCUUAUUGACUCAGGGCCCCUGGUGCUCCGUGUUCCCAUGGCCCCCCAGCCACAGCGGAUGGAAGGCUGAAACCAGAGCCCAAGAGCUGGGGAGAGUUUGUUUGCACUCCCUUUCUCUCCCUUGGUGCUACUACAACUCCUGUCCAUGGGGUGUGUGUAUGAAUGUGUGUGUGUGUGGUAGUUUGGAUAUUAGAAAUCUAAGGUGCAAAAGCAGGUAAUAAUGUGAUUACAGCUGCAGCAGCUAACAGCGGGGACCCCUUUGCGCCAUAAAGUGUGUGUGUGCGUGCAUGUGAUGGCUCAGCGCUUCACUGAGAGGCACUCUGAGGUCAAAGGGAGAGCAAACAUUAAUAGAGAAGAUUACGCUCUGAUCAUUAUUAUCUCCUGUGUGACCUGCUGUGACCCCUCGAUGGUGUCUAGACAAAUCGGGUUCUCAUGCACAAAGUGUUCCCAGCAGGACACUUAACACUGAGCCGCACGUGGCCUCGUUCACACCGCAGCUUUAAGACGGACUUUGAAGUGAAAAAAAGGAACUUUUGUACGAUUAAACAUGAGCUCUUUUUUUCACACAUGAACUUCAGUCAGAUUACAGGACAUGCAGGCCCUGAACUUACCAUCCACACAUCCCGUCCUCACAGUGGAAAAUCAUCUGUGACAGACAUGCUCUCACCACUUGAAAUACUCAGUUUGGUGGAAUUUAGGGGGGAUGGGGGAGUCUUCAGAAAUAGUGACAGUUUCUGUGGUAACAUCAACACAAGGGCCAGUUAUCUGUAAUAGUUUUUUUUACACUGUUUGGUUUAAUUUGAGAAAUAUGUCAAUUUUGGGAAAUAUUAUUGAAUAUUUACUGAUUUAUUCCUGUAUUCCACCGUCUUGUGCAGCUCCAGUUGUCCAUAGAUAAAUGGUGGCAGAGCAACAUGGUCGUUUUAUUUUCAUCAGGUCAACUCAGUACAUGAGACGUGUCACUGUUCGGGUGAGGCCAUGAAAAGAGAAACACACAAAGAAGACUUUAAGGGAUAUUCCGGUGUAAAAUUAAUUUAGGAUCAAACAUGCCGUAACACCAAGUUAGACACCCCCUCAAGAGAUGAAUGUUACUGACUGUUUGCUUCUCUAGUUAUACCAAUUUUAGUAACAACCGCACGAUAGCAAUACACAGCGGCCUGAGGACCUCAACCAAAAC
This is a messenger RNA of Xyrichtys novacula (pearly razorfish), 33967 nucleotides long. The record is from the annotation of a GenBank genome assembly. NCBI's taxonomy places the organism in Eukaryota, Metazoa, Chordata, Actinopteri, Labriformes, Labridae.